CACCCACAGCCCAAACCUUUCAACUUACCUGCGCCUCCUCUCACGCAAACUGGAAGAACGUGGAGCUCAGGAGUCAGGACUGCGAAGAAUAGUAGGAAGGUCGAAGAACGAUUGACGAAGACGGACUGGCGCCUGUGGCUACGACCAAGCGACAAAGACGCGAACACCAGGGCCCUGUGUCCACCGUUCUUCCUCUCUCCGGAUCCGGCCCUGCCUGCGGACUGCUGCCUCUGCCUCCAGCUCCACUGCUCCAGGGGUCCGCUCAGUCCAGUCAAGGCCCUGGUUAUAUCGAUCACACCUCUCUUGGAGGUUGAGCUAUCAAGCAAUGGGUGAUGCCGGUGAAUUGGGCUACAAACCUCCUCCUGAUUUUGAAGAGGAUAAAAGAGAUCCACUGGUUGUGCUUAACUUAACAGAUUCAACUGAACUCUGGCUCAUGCAAUGGCCCCUAAAUCAUGCUAAAGAUUUUGAUGGGCAAGAAGUGUCACUCGAGCUUAAUCGUGAUGGAAAUUUAGGCAGCUUUGUGAGUCCUUCUGGAAAGUCUUAUGAUGUUUACAGUUUAAAAGCCCAGAAUCCAGAGCUAACAGUGUUUUCACCUUCUUCAGAGGCUAAAGUUGUUGGAAAGUUUUCGAGGGAUGUUUCUUUUAUACACUAUCCAGAGCCUAGUGAAUAUCAGAAAAAGAUCAAAACUGGUUUGAAGGAGCUAGCUCAAAGGUCUUCAACCAUCACAAAGACAGCAUCAACUUUCCAUCCCUCGAGUGCUACUAAAAGUAGUAAGCAAAAACUCUUGCAAUCUACAACUGUCUAUACUGCCUCCGCUCCUAAAAGCCGACACAAGAGUCCCUCAUCCAAAUCAGGGGAACAGCCUAAGUCUCCCAAGGAAAGAAGUGGCAGUGGGCAUCCAACAUCCGCUGACCAGUCAUUGCAGGAUUCUAAAAGAGCUAAUAGUUCAAUAACCACUUCGGGAUCAGCAGGCCAUUCUCAAGAAAAAAAGUCAAAAAAGGUGAGGAAUAAGUGAGCCUUCAAAUUGAUACAAUAUUCUUAAAGCAACUCGUUUUAAAUCCAUUUAGUCAAAGUUAGCAAAUGUGUUUGCAAUUUAAUGACUUUUAAGAGUUGUUGUAUCCUGUUAAAUAUUAUAUACCAGAAGAGAAGACAUUUAAAUUCCAGACCCAAAGGUUGGAUGAUACUCUGUUCUUCGCUUCUGCAUCGGAGCGUUGCUUUUUGAUGAGAAUUGUAGUAUGUUUAAUUUUAUUUGGGAAAGUUGAAUACAAAUUGGGUUAGUUUUGACUUUUGAACUCGGAAAAUGCUAUGGAGAAAGUACAAUAUCGAUUCAAGCUGGAUAACUUUCACAUUAUUUGUUCAAUUAUAUUUUCAUUUGUUUA
Molecule: messenger RNA, 1379 nt
Organism: Cuscuta europaea
Lineage: Eukaryota; Viridiplantae; Streptophyta; Magnoliopsida; Solanales; Convolvulaceae
Source: the annotation of a GenBank genome assembly